AACAAGAAGGUAGGACCCACUUUAUUGAUUGUUUUUCAAUUGGCGGAUAAAGAGAAUCUAGAAUGAAUAAACAACCUGGUCAUAUGGUAUCAGCCGUCGCAAAGGUAAUACAAAAGGUAGACCCAGCCACCGUAAUUCGCUCAUUUUUUCUUGAUUGCAUGAAGACCGACCUCCUCGAUACUUAACUACCUAACAAACGCUUCUGAAGGAAUCUCCGAAUUGAGUACCACCAAAAGAACGAACGAACGAACAAACACUUCGAAGUUCCGAAGGAAAAACACAAGCUUGCGACACCACCGUCCACGUCUCUCGCCGCAAGUGUGUGACGUGUCUGUCAGUCCUUCCCCUCGUUCCAACCAAGCAAAGACCCCAAUCCCGCCGUAUUCUCAUUCUCCGCCCGCCGCCGAAUACCCGAAGGCCAUGGACGCCCUCUCUGUAACUCCGCCGGAAUCCGCCUCUCCCGCCACGGCGGAGCACCUUGUGAUCAGCAUCCGUGGCCCAGCCUCUCCUCUGGUGCCCGGGGAUACUGGCACCGACAUUCGGAGCAUUAAUUCUUCUGCUGGGAAUGAAGACAGAGGCGGCGAUGCGGCGGCGGAGGAUGCCGGAGGUCGGAGGAAGGUGCUGCCGGAGGAGCUUUGCCGGAACGUGGUGAAGCUGUCGUGUAAGUCGAAUGCGGAAGGGGGAAUUUGCGAGGUUUAUGUGAUUGGAACAGCUCAUGUGUCUAAGGAAUCAUGCCAAGAAGUUCAAGCUGUAAUCAGGUUUUUACAACCACAGGUUGUUUUCUUGGAACUAUGCCGCAGUCGUGAGGCUCUACUUUUUCCUCAGAAUUUAAAGGUAACAACCUGGAGAGAUGUGGUGGUUAUGUGGACGUCACAGCACAAUAUAUUUGAAAUCCUGUACAGCUGGUUUCUGGCCAAGGUUGCCAGCAAGCUUGAGGUUUUCCCUGGUUCUGAGUUUCGGGUGGCAUAUGAAGAAGCAUGCAACUAUGGUGGCCUGGUGAAAUUUGGUGAUCGCCCGGUACAAAUAACUCUGCGAAGGACAUGGGAAAAAAUGCCACUUUGGCAUAGGACAAAAUUAUUUUAUUCCUUGGUUUACCAUGCAUUCUUUUUACCAAGCUCCGAAGAUCUCAAUAAAAAGCUGAAGGAAAUGAAUGAUAUUGAUAUGAUGACUCUUGAGAAUCAAGAAAUGAGCAAGCAAUUCCCCACUCUGAUGGAAACUCUUGUACAUGAGCGAGAUCAGUACAUGUCAGCCACUUUAUUAGAAGUUGCUGGUGAGUACCGUUCAGUUGUUGCAGUCGUCGGAAAGGGGCACCUGCAGGGGAUUAAGAAGUACUGGAAGCAACCAGUUGAGUUGAAGCGCCUUCUGCAUGUAGAUAUGUGUUCACGGACACCUAUUUUUUCAGCUGUGAAGCUCCUCGCAACUGUUGGAGUUGGAGUUGGAGUUGCAGUUGCAGUUGCUGGGAUUUGUAUAUCGACCAAGAAAUAGUCCUUGGAAUGAGGAAGGCGGUAACUCGAUUUUGUUUCUGAAUGAAAACUGUGCUGAUAUAAAACUAAGUUUUACCAUGGAAAACAUCUUAGUGGCCUCCUCGAGAUAGUUUACUUAUUGUUAAUAUUGCCUUUCUUUAAGUUUCUACUCUUUCUUUAA
Messenger RNA from Rhododendron vialii, 1644 nucleotides. RefSeq lists its product as uncharacterized. Lineage: Eukaryota; Viridiplantae; Streptophyta; Magnoliopsida; Ericales; Ericaceae. The transcript has 9 exons. Bases 421 to 1485 code for a protein of 354 amino acids. The record is from RefSeq and is a predicted model, not a curated record.